AUCUUUUCCAUAGACCGUAAAAUCUGUGAUAACGGACUCCGACUCUGAUUUGCAGCCUAAACCGUCGAGUAUUCAGAUCCCACUCACAGAACCAUGCCUGCACCCACAGCUUUACGGCAAAAUGCCGAAGUAGAAAUGGCAGAGACGCUUGUUGCGCCUACUAUGUCAGAGCAAGAUGAGGAAAUCUUGAUCGACGCACAAACUUCGGCAGAUCAGGUUACUGCAGGUCUCGCGCCUGAGGUUGAGCCCACUCAAGACAGCGAUAUGCGUAUCGACGAAGAGGGACGGCCCCUCUUCACGCCAGCCAAAGACACUAGCAGGGUAUAUCGAGUCGAAAGCAGGAAGGUUCCUGUACCACCGCAUAGGAUGACUCCAUUGAAGGCUAGCUGGGCACGCAUCUAUCCCCCGCUUGUCGAACACCUCAAACUUCAAGUGCGCAUGAACAUCAAGAAUCGAGCUGUGGAACUACGUACGUCACGAUUCACGACCGAUACGGAAGCCCUGCAGAAAGGCGAGGAUUUCGUCAAAGCUUUUACUCUUGGAUUCGAUGUCGACGACGCUAUCGCACUUCUCAGGUUGGAUGAUCUUUACAUACGUUCAUUUGAGAUUCGGGAUAUCAAAGCCCUCAACGGAGAGCACCUUAGUCGUGCAAUUGGACGUUGUGCUGGUAAAGAUGGGCGAACAAAGUUUGCGAUAGAGAACGCUACUCGGACAAGAAUCGUCAUCGCAGACCAGAAGAUUCACCUGCUAGGCGCAGUGAAGAAUGUCGACUGUGCCCAACAGGCCAUUGUUAGCUUGAUUCUUGGCAGUCCACCGGGUAAAGUGUAUGGGAACCUUCGUAAGGUGGCUUCUCGCAUGAAGGAGCGUUUUUAGGGGGAAAAAAAACCAACCGUCAGCAUCAUGGGAACUACGGUCUCUGCCUCUACCAGAGUUUUGUUUCUUUUUUCUUUCUUUUUAUGACAUGGUAUCGGCGUUAGGGGUUGUGGCAUAUGAUCUGGAUAGAGUAUAA
Molecule: messenger RNA, 1009 nt
Organism: Aspergillus eucalypticola CBS 122712
Lineage: Eukaryota; Fungi; Ascomycota; Eurotiomycetes; Eurotiales; Aspergillaceae
Product: pre-rRNA-processing protein PNO1
Exons: 3
Coding region: 94-873 (259 amino acids)
Cellular component (GO): nucleolus
Molecular function (GO): RNA binding
Source: RefSeq, a predicted model, not a curated record